Molecule: messenger RNA, 321 nt
Organism: Lachancea fermentati
Lineage: Eukaryota; Fungi; Ascomycota; Saccharomycetes; Saccharomycetales; Saccharomycetaceae
Source: the annotation of a GenBank genome assembly
AUGUCAGCUGCAGAAUAUUACAAUGGUGCCUCUGAAUCAAAACAACAAUACGUAGCACCAGGGGCUCCAGCACCAAGUGGUAACUACAGCUCUUCUAGAGGCUAUCCACAACAGAAUUAUGGUGCCCCACAACAAGCUUACUAUGGCAAUCAACCCCCACAAUAUUACCAACAACCUCCACCUCAGCAGCCGGGCUACUACCAACAGCAACAGCAACCAAUCUACGUUCAACAGCAACGUCCUACGUCCAACAAUCAAGACUGUUUGACUGCCUGUUUAGCAGGUAUGUGUCUAUGUUGUACUCUGGAUAUGCUCUUCUGA